This is a messenger RNA of Oryctolagus cuniculus (rabbit), 2662 nucleotides long. RefSeq names its product septin 9 (gene SEPTIN9). The record is from RefSeq and is a predicted model, not a curated record. Gene Ontology annotation, molecular function: GTP binding. NCBI's taxonomy places the organism in Eukaryota, Metazoa, Chordata, Mammalia, Lagomorpha, Leporidae.
CCUUCAGUCGCUCCCUCCCUACCUCUGCCCGCGCUCUGGGAGGCUGCUUGUUCCCCGGCCACAAAGCCCCUUUGAUCCUCUGCUCGGCUCCGAGCCAUGUGACCCGGUGGGCGGGCCGCGGCUCUGGGCGGCCAGCACUGCCGACUCCUCUCCGCUGCUGGCCACCGAGGCGGCUCCCGGCUGCACUGGCGACAUGGCCGACACCCCCAGAGAUGCCGGGUUCAAGCAGGCGCCCGCACCGCGGAGCGAGAAGGCCCCCGUGGACUUCGGCUACGUGGGCAUCGACUCCAUCCUGGAGCAGAUGCGCAGAAAGGCCAUGAGGCAGGGCUUCGAGUUCAACAUCAUGGUUGUCGGGCAGAGUGGCUUGGGCAAGUCCACCUUAAUCAACACGCUCUUCAAGUCCAAGAUCAGCCGGAAGUCGGUGCAGCCGGCCGUGGAGGAGCGCAUCCCCAAGACGGUGGAGAUCAAGUCCAUCACUCACGAUAUCGAGGAGAAGGGCGUCCGGAUGAAGCUGACGGUGAUUGACACGCCAGGCUUUGGGGACCACAUCAACAAUGAGAACUGCUGGCAGCCCAUCAUGAAGUUCAUUAACGACCAGUACGAGAAGUACCUGCAGGAGGAGGUGAACAUCAACCGGAAGAAGCGCAUCCCGGACACGCGUGUGCACUGCUGCCUCUACUUCAUCCCCGCCACUGGCCACUCUCUCAGGCCGCUGGACAUCGAGUUCAUGAAGCGCCUGAGCAAGGUGGUCAACAUCGUCCCCGUCAUCGCCAAGGCCGACACGCUGACCCUGGAGGAGAGGGUCUACUUCAAGCAGCGGAUCACCGCGGACCUGCUGUCCAACGGCAUUGACGUGUACCCCCAAAAGGAGUUCGAUGAGGACGCGGAGGACCGGCUGGUGAACGAGAAGUUCCGGGAGAUGAUCCCGUUUGCCGUGGUGGGCAGUGACCACGAGUACCAGGUCAACGGCAAGAGGAUCCUCGGGAGGAAGACCAAGUGGGGCACCAUCGAAGUGGAAAACACCACACACUGCGAGUUUGCCUACCUGCGGGACCUCCUCAUCAGGACACACAUGCAGAACAUCAAAGACAUCACAAGCAGCAUCCACUUCGAGGCCUACCGCGUGAGGCGGCUCAGCGAAAGCCAUGGCGCCGUGGCCAACGGCGUGGAGGAGAAGGAGCCGGAAGCCCAGGAGAUGUAGACGCCUGCCCCGCCCCGGACCCUCGCCCCGCGUCGCCCCCCACCCGGCCCACUUUAUUUUAUAUCAUUUUCUCCACUCUUCCCUAUGUGCUGCCCGCCUGCGCCACAAGAGGGCGCCCUCCUGUGUGUGCUCGCAGACUUCGGGUGUGGGCGGGCCCAGAUCCCCCCAGGCCCAGCCCCCAGGGGGCAGCACCUGCCCUCGCCGAGCCUACCCGUCCAGGAGCAGCCUCCGUGUGUGGGCUUCGGGCCCUUUCCUGCACAGGUGCCCGCGGGGCCUCGUGCCCCAGCCUCAGGGGCAGGUCGGGGCUGUGCCCAGGGGAGGAUGGAGCCCCUCCCGCCCCUCCCUGCCCGCACAGCGUAGCUGCCGGCGGCGCAGACACGCGAGUCCGUCCUGAAGCAGAAAGUGCCUUGACCACAGCCGUCCCCACCUCCCAGGAACCCCAGCAGCCGGCGAGAGGGAGGUGGCGGCUUCCUCUCCCCGCUCCCCACCUCGUGUCCUGCCUCCCAUGGGCUGCGGGGGUAGCCGGUGCACCUGGACCUAAUUGAGGACAAAAGAGAGGGGGAGAUGCUACCCGUGCCUGAUUUUUAGCAAGUGAAUAUGGUGGGGUAGCAGAGGGGCGGAGCCCAGCAGGUGCCUGGGGAAAGGGGGGGCAGGCGUGGCUCGGGGUGGUUGGAGGGGCCCCGGGCACCCGGGGUCCUGCCUGUGUCCAUCUUGUCUGUUCUUGGUUUGGCCCAAGGUGUUCGGGUCGCAUUAAUGCCCGGUUGGCCACCCCACUUCUCAUCCCCCACGGCCCUGUUUGUUCUCCUGCCUGGGCCCCUGCACCCCCAUCAGAGACCCCCCCACCCCAGAGAGAGGCAGGAGGGCCCGGGUGCAGACCUGGGCUGGGGGCGAGGGCCCCCUCCACCUCUGUCCCUGCCAGGAGGCCAGCAGGGCCCGUCCUUCCCUUGCACAGCCGACCAAAGCUGCCCCGUCCCCGCCACCUGUUCCUGUCUCGCGCCUGGCAUGGAGGGAGGGUCCGAUGGGGUCUGACCCAGGUGCAUCUGUCCCCGGCCGCCGCACCGGCAUCUUAGCGCCGGCGAGAGGGCCGGGCGGCGGCCAGACGCGGCAGGGGCAGGUGCGCCUGUGUGGGGAGCUCAUUGCCCUGAGCAGCUUGGGGAAGGACCCCCUCGCCAAGCCCCCCAGCGGAGCAGUUUACUUGCCGACUUGCCAAGACUUUGCCAAAACCAAGAUCCUGCAGGCCACGUGCAGCCCCGGCGUCGGUGUGGCCCCGGGGUCCGCGGCACCCGGGGCCCGGGAUGGCUUCGCUUUCCUGCCCUGUAACCAGAUUUUGAGAAAUUGCGUCCGUCAGGCUCUGUCCCACGGUGGCCUUCCGCUCUGUGCCUCCUGAGAAAUCCGUCUCUUUUUGUAUAAAUAACAAAGUGUUGAAAUUGUAUUUCCUGAAAUAAAUGUUUCAAAUGCAAA